Girardinichthys multiradiatus is the source of this 3017-nucleotide messenger RNA. RefSeq names its product poly(A)-specific ribonuclease (deadenylation nuclease) (gene parn). Gene Ontology annotation, biological process: nuclear-transcribed mRNA poly(A) tail shortening. Gene Ontology annotation, cellular component: nucleus; cytoplasm. Bases 132 to 2189 code for a protein of 685 amino acids. The transcript has 26 exons. The record is from RefSeq and is a predicted model, not a curated record. Gene Ontology annotation, molecular function: poly(A)-specific ribonuclease activity; RNA binding; metal ion binding. NCBI's taxonomy places the organism in Eukaryota, Metazoa, Chordata, Actinopteri, Cyprinodontiformes, Goodeidae.
CAGACACAGGCUCCGAGUCCACGCUGUGAGGAAAGUGGUGCCACACCGGAAGUGUUUGUCGAACAGUUAAAAGCCACUUGACAAAGGCUAGCUGAGGUUAGCCGUCAGCCCGGUUCCGUCUUUCUGCAGGGAUGGAGGUUACACGCCGAAAUUUUAAAGACAGCUUAAGCACGGUGGACAGCGCCAUAGACGAGGCCGAUUUUCUCGCCAUCGAUGGAGAAUUUUCUGGCAUAAGCGACGGUCCAAAUGUCAGUGCAUUGACCAACGGUCUGGAUACACCUGAAGAGCGAUACACGAAGCUCAAAAAGCAUUCCAUGGACUUCCUCAUGUUCCAGUUUGGAUUGUGUACAUUUAAAUACGACCAGGCAAACUCAAAGUAUAUUACAAAGCCUUUUAACUUUUAUGUUUUCCCGAAACCAUUCAGUAGGACGUCUCCUGAUAUAAAGUUCAUCUGUCAAAGUUCCAGCAUUGACUUCCUGGCAAGCCAGGGAUUCGACUUCAACAAGGUGUUCGGCCAUGGAAUCCCAUACCUAAAUCAAGAAGAGGAAGCUCAGCUGAGAGAGCAGACAGAGGAAAGGAGAAACCAGCAUGCUAAUGGUCUCGGGACACCUUCCUUUAUCUCCCCGUCAUCCUCCAAAGUCCCUGCACAUGUACCCGAUGAACAGAAAGACUUCAUCAACAAAGUGGUGGAGAAGGUUGAGGCACUCUUCAAUGAAAAUGGGAAGACCCUUGACCUGGACCCAUGUACAGGAUUCCAGAGAAAGCUGAUAUACCAGACAUUGAGCUGGAAGUUUCCCAAAGGCCUUCAUGUGGAAACCUUGGAAACAGAAAAAAAGGUGCGAUAUAUCCAGAUCAGUAAAGCUGACGAGGAGGAGAGGAAGAGGAGGGAACAACAGAAACAGGAGAAGGAGCAGGAGGAGCUCAAUAAUGCUGUAGGCUUCUCCAGGGUCAUCCACGCCAUCUCUAAAUCUGGUAAACUUGUGGUUGGCCACAACAUGCUUUUGGAUGUGAUGCACACAAUCCACCAGUUCUACUGUCCGCUGCCAGAGGACCUUCAAGACUUUAAAGAGGCCACGAUGUGUGUUUUCCCAAGACUUUUAGACACGAAGCUGAUGGCCUCCACUCAGCCAUUUAAGGAGCUGAUCAACAACACAUCUCUGGCAGAGCUCGAAAAACAAGUAAAAGAGACUCCAUUCAAGCCACCGCAAGUUGAAACUGCAGAGGGGUUCCCCAGUUAUGACACAGCCCAGGAGCAGCUCCACGAGGCGGGAUACGAUGCUUACAUCACCGGCCUGUGCUUCAUCUCUAUGGCCAACCAUCUGGGUUCUUUCCUGACGCCGCCAAAAGCUUACAUCUCUGCCCGAUCUAAAUUAAUUGAACCUUUUUUCAACAAGCUCUUUCUGAUGAGGAUUAUUGAUAUACCCUACCUCAACAUCACUGGACCAGACUUGCAACCCAAGAGAGACCACGUUCUGUAUGUGACCUUCCCUAAGGAAUGGAAGACUAGCGACCUCUACCAGCUUUUCAGUGCCUUUGGUAACAUCCAGGUGUCUUGGAUAGAUGACACUUCAGCCUUUGUCUCUCUAAGUCAGACGGACCAGGUACAGAUAGCUAUGAACACCAGCCGCUACGCAGAGAGCUACAAGAUCCAAACAUAUGCAGACUACGUCCAGGGUAAACAGCAGGAGAAGGAAAAGCUUGGCCAGCCAGCAAAAAUCUGGGGAGAUGAUAGCUGGGUGAAGCCUCACUACCCCUCCUCCACUACUUCUGCUGGAUUUGGGUAUUCCAGGAGGAAACGCAGCAUCAGUCCCGUUCAGGGGGAGCAGGGAGGCGAUGACGGUGUCAUCGGGGAUGGCUGGAACCACUACUCAAUCCCAAACAGCACCGGCAGCAAAAAGACGAAAUUUGAUGAUGUUGGUGGACAGGCAAGUGUUGAAGCUGUCGAGAGCAAGACAUCAGAAGGAUGGCUAAAUAUGACAGAUUCAUCAUAUCCAGCUGAACCAAGUCCCGUCCCAGAUGACUGCAGUCCUGAGGGCACAGACCCAGGCAGCCGUGCUGAUGGGACGGCCACCUGGCACCAAACCCCAACGGUUCAAGGAAGGAAAGGUCAAAAAAGCAAGAAAAAGGAAUCUGACGUUCCAGCAUCAGAAUCUGCAACCUCCCUGUUUGAAGUCCCAGAAGUCUGGUGAAGCAGCAAAGUCACCGUCCCACGCCGGGCUCUCCUCCUCAUUGCUUGGUGCACUCUCCUUCAGGGUCAUAAAGCACACAGUGCUGCAUGCCCUAAAUUCAUGCUCUCAUUCAGCACUAAUGGAUAACGUCUCCAAAGCUACCAGCCAAGACAUUUAACACAACUUUUGAAAGAGAAAACACAAGCCAUAACAGCAGCUGCCAUAUUCUGAUCUUCUACCAGAGGAGCAGGCAUCUCCUCAUACAUAGCUGUGUAUAUCUCAACAAUGUAUAAACUGCAGAGGAUUUCACCAAUUCGUUGUGUUCAGACUGGUAUUUGGUCAUUUCGAAUGCAUUCAUAAAUUUUUUUGAGACAUCUCUAAUCAGUCUUAUGUUUGUGUGCGAGAGAGAUUUCCCUUUUCCUGGUGUUGGUAUUCCUGUGAAUCUGUUUUUCUUAAGAGAUAAAAAUGCCAUUUAACCAAUCCUGUACCUAAUGUCAGGGUUGUUUUAAAGAAGUCUGCUUUUUUUUUUUUUUUUUUCCCAUUUUAUGAGAAAAUAGUUUUUCUUCCUCAGUUUUAUCAGACAAAUCUGAGCUUAUCAAUGAUAAUGUGAUAUUUAUUGUUGGUGGCAUUUUCACCCUUCAUAAAAGGUGCUUCUUUUUUUUUUUUUUUGUACAGAACUGUUUUUCAUUUGUGUUCAAUGUUUUGUAACUGUGUCAACCUGCAAAGAUGUCAGAGUAUGCUUUCAGCACAAAAAGAUGUAAAAUUUAAGACAUUUUUGUAUAUGUUUUAAGAAAUCCUUCAAUUUCCUUUAAAAAAAAAGAGGAAAAAUUAAAGAAUGUUUCUUAGUAA